Molecule: messenger RNA, 1638 nt
Organism: Exophiala aquamarina CBS 119918
Lineage: Eukaryota; Fungi; Ascomycota; Eurotiomycetes; Chaetothyriales; Herpotrichiellaceae
Product: NADPH oxidase
Exons: 1
Coding region: 1-1638 (545 amino acids)
Biological process (GO): defense response; superoxide anion generation
Cellular component (GO): plasma membrane; NADPH oxidase complex
Molecular function (GO): superoxide-generating NAD(P)H oxidase activity
Source: RefSeq, a predicted model, not a curated record
AUGCUCCUCUCGGGCGAAGUCAGUGGUGAGGCCCCGAGAGCGCUCAACCUAAGAGAAAGACUCGACCGAUGGAUGGUGAACGAGGGUUCGAGGCGGAUGGUUGUGGGCGUUUUUGUGCUGGUUCACGCGUUCAUCUUCACGUUCGGCUUCUUGAACUAUCAGCUGAAGGACAACCUCACCGGCCCUCGGAGGACCUUUGGCUUCACUUUCGCCGUUGCGAGAUCGUCCGCCCUCGUCCUGCAUUUCGACAUCGCCCUCAUCCUCUUCCCCGUUUGCCGCACCCUCAUUUCACUGUUACGACAAACGCCACUGAACAGCAUCGUUCCAUUUGACAAAAACAUCACCUUCCACAAACAGGUCGCCUAUUCCAUCGUUUUCUUCUCAUGGCUCCAUACGAUCGCUCACAUCAAGAACGUUGGACAACUUGCCAUCAACGCCAAGAUCGGCUUCGUUGGCUUUUUGAAACUCGGCUUCCUCACUGGACCCGGCUGGACCGGCUGGGUGAUGCUCAUUGCCUUGAUGGCCAUGUUUUUCACUUCAAUCGAAAAACCCAGAAGAGCAAAUUACGAGCGCUUCUGGUCCACCCACCACCUCUUCGUUCUCUUCUUCGUCAUGUGGUCGAUCCAUGGCGCUUUCUGCAUGAUCAAGCCCGACACCGCCCCCUUCUGCAGUGGUAUCGGUGUCUUUUGGGAGUACUGGAUGUUUGGUGGCUUCGCAUAUCUACUGGAAAGAAUCCUCCGUGAGAUUCGUGGACGCCACAAAACCUAUGUCACAAAAGUCAUCCAGCAUCCCAGCAAUGUUGUGGAGAUUCAAAUGCACAAGGAAAAAACCAAGACGCGUGCCGGUCAAUAUAUCUUCCUGUGCUGUCCUGAAGUUUCCAUCUGGCAGUAUCACCCCUUUACCUUGACUUCCGCCCCUGAAGAAGACUACAUCUCGGUGCACGUCCGUAUGGUGGGUAACUUCACCAAAGCACUGGGCAAAGCUCUAGGCUGUGAAGAGGGCAAGGGAGGUAAAGGGGGUGGUGAGAAGAAGCAACGCUCCGAAGUGGUCUCCAUGGCGCCUGGUGGCCUGACGAAACUGCUUCCGAGAAUCUACAUAGAUGGACCUUUCGGCUCCGCCUCGGAAGACGUCUUCAAAUUUGAGACCGCAGUACUGGUCGGUGCCGGUAUCGGUGUCACCCCCUUCGCUAGUAUUCUCAAGAGCAUUUGGUACCGUAUGAGCACGGGAUCAGGGGGCAAGACAAGACUGCGCAAGGUCUACUUCUUCUGGAUCUGUCGUGACUUUGGCAGUCUGGAGUGGUUCAAAUCGUUGCUAAUGGCAAUCGAGGCACAAGACAAAGCGCACAACAUUGAGAUCCACACGUACCUAACAGCCAAGAUUACUGCCUCGGAUGCAAGCAACAUCAUGCUCAACAGCAGCGACACGGACGCUGUCACGGGCUUGCGUACACCGACCAACUUUGGUCGUCCUAAUUGGGACAUGGUCUUCCGUGCCAUCCGCAAACUGCAUUCCCCUGGUGAGGCUGGCGUCUUCUUCUGCGGUCCCAAAGGCCUUGGCUCUCAGCUCCAUGUCAAGUGUAACAUGUACUCUGAGGGUGACAAAGGCUUCAGUUUCGUCUGGGGCAAGGAGAAUUUCUAA